AUGGACAAUUUCAAGAUGAGAACUCAAGUUGGACACACCAGUACCGUUGUGCUUUGCAGCCGUGCCUCCAUCGAUAGCUAUAAAAGAAGUAAGCCGCUGUUUCUGAUUCAGUCAGUUCUUAAACCUCGUGCAGUUCGGAUCACAAUGUUCAGCAAUUAUAAUCAUUUCGUUCAAAAAGGAUAUGGACAUUUUGAAGAUGAUGACGACGAUAUUGAAAGCUCACAAGAAAGCGAACAAUCAUCUCAAAGUUCUCAAUCUAGCGAAGAAAUGGACUCUUCCGGAGAGGAAGAGGAGGAGAAUGUAGAUCCUUGGUCACGCAUUCAAAAUGAAGUUUGUAAUCGCCACGAAGCCCAGCUCGAAGCUCUGAUCAACGCGUAUGAACAAAACGGAGACUCGCCUGAAGUGGCCCGCAUUAAAGCUGAAAAUGCUUUGCUUCCAGUAUACAGAAAGGAAUUGAUAAAAGUGUUCUUAGAGUUUUUACAGUGGAUGCAUGCAAUGAAGAAAGAUCCGACAUUCCGAAAAGUGAUGGAAACCCGCCAAGAUCUCAAAGACACAGAAGGAUAUGACUGGCUGGAAUCGACAGAACUUGCCAUCGAUAAGCGGAAAUUCUUACUCAAUCGAUUGUUUGUCAAACAAACUGUUCCCGAAGACUAA
Molecule: messenger RNA, 654 nt
Organism: Porites lobata
Lineage: Eukaryota; Metazoa; Cnidaria; Anthozoa; Scleractinia; Poritidae
Source: the annotation of a GenBank genome assembly